Messenger RNA from Pundamilia nyererei, 1697 nucleotides. RefSeq names its product ubiquitin-conjugating enzyme E2G 1b (UBC7 homolog, yeast) (gene ube2g1b). NCBI's taxonomy places the organism in Eukaryota, Metazoa, Chordata, Actinopteri, Cichliformes, Cichlidae. The record is from RefSeq and is a predicted model, not a curated record. The transcript is spliced from 6 exons. The coding region runs from base 189 to 698 and encodes 169 amino acids.
GGGAGGAAGAUUUGCCUGAGAGAUCUGACUCAGGGUAAAAAUGGCUCACUACUUCCUCAGACCACUUUUUUUAUAAGUCACUGACGGCGCUGUCUGAGAGAGAAGAAACGUGGACGGUGUAGUUUAAAUCGUUUCCACGGCUUUAGUUUGUGUUAGUUACUUCUUACUCGAAAACAUACAUUUGUAAAAUGACGGGACAGUCUUCGUUGUUAUUGCGUAAACAAUUAUCAGAACUGAUCAAGAACCCAGUGGACGGCUUUUCUGCCGGGCUCGUGGACGAUGAUAACAUCUAUCAAUGGGAAGUGGUCGUUAUUGGACCUCAAGACACAUUAUAUGAAGGAGGUUUCUUCAAAGCUAUCUUAACAUUUCCUCGCGACUAUCCUUUGAAGCCUCCUAAGAUGAAGUUCGCCACUGAAAUCUGGCAUCCAAAUGUGGCAAAAAAUGGUGAAGUUUGCAUUUCCAUUCUGCACGAACCUGGUGAGGACAAGUACGGCUACGAGAAGCCUGAGGAGCGCUGGCUACCGAUCCAUACAGUGGAGACCAUCAUGAUCAGUGUCAUCUCCAUGCUGGCAGAUCCCAAUGUAGAUUCUCCUGCCAAUGUGGAUGCAGCUAAAGAGUGGAGAGAAGAUCCUACAGGAAUUUUUAAGAAAAAGGUGGCGCGUUGUGUACGGAAAAGCCAAGACACUGCUUUUGACUAAGGCGUCAGUCUGAUCAUCAGUUCUGAGCUGGAUGUGGAUUGCCCGUUGAGGGAGAUGGCUGGCAGAUCUUUGCAACUUUUUGCCAGUGAAGAAACUUCUUCAUGAAUAUUGCUGAACAGCAGUAACAUCAAUGCUGCAGUUUUAUAUCAUUACCACUUUAUCAGCAUUUCACUAGCAGGAUAUGUGCAGCCUUUUUGUGUGGCUUGCAUACUUAUGGAAUUUGACAGUACACUGCUCCUAUUUUGUUUUUUUUUCCCCAAAGUAAAUGUAUUAACAUAAUAUUUAGGAUGAUUUCCAUAAUUUAAGUAGUGUAAUGUUAAAUUCUGUGUAUGGGGGAAAAAAAUCAUUAGAUUUUGGAGAAGGCACCAGGAUAAAUGCACCUUCUCUAAAGCUUGUUUAUAUUAAUCUAUUUAUUUGUAGUGAAGCUGUUGCGUGUCGACUGCUCGAGUUAUUUUUUUUCCUUCAAUUUGCAACACUGAGCCACUCAUUUCACUAUAUAUGCAGUUUUUCAUUAAUCGCAGUCAUUGAUCAGAUGGAAAUCUAGAAACACAUCUUCCUCUUUCUCAGGUGCUUCUUCUUUCCUUUGUUGGUGAACUUGAACACUGCCUUAACUUCAGCAAGGACUGCAUUUAAGAGCCUUUUUUUUUAACUUAAGGAAAAAAGGUGUCUCAUACAAACCAAAGAGAAACCGUGAUUUUAAUUAUUAUUUUUUUAAAUUAACAGACUUUCUUCCUAUCCUUGUGAUUGCAUAUGUAGAGUAAAUGUAUUCUCUCAUUCCUAUGGAAGAGGUCACAGGUCAGCAGUUAUUUUAAUACCUCUUACAGAAGUUUAUAUGUAACAGCUUUUUUUUUUUUAUGGUUACAAUAGCAUGGAUACGUCAAAUGAAAUAGUUGUAUUGAUAUAAGUGUGAAUAAAGUCGUGCAGAUACUGUUCUUUCUGUAGAAACCUUUUCUUCCCUCCGCUGUACACCAACACAUCCUUAAACAGACCUCAAGUCAC